CCAUUUUUUCGGAUCUUUGUUUCCCAAAUCGACACACGCAGCUCUCUCUCUCUCUCUAUCUCUCACCUGCAUACGUAGUUUUCUCUCUCAUGUCGUGAUUCCUAGAUUUGAAUUUUGUCUUCUCAAUUCUCAGCUAAUCUCAAUUGAGGUGUGGCAUUUGUGUGGGAGCUGGUUAGGUUAGAAUUAUGCAGGAAAAGUUGAAAUUGAGAAUGAGGAAUGUAGAAUAGGGAGAAAAAGGGUUUGAUUUGGGGAGAAAUUAGUAGUUGAUUAGUGUUUUAGCGACUGGUUUUGUGAUCUUGUAUCCGUGAUGAAAAACAAAAACAAGAUGUUUAACAAAAUAAUGAAAAGGGGGAAAAAGGCCUCCAAGGAAUCGGCUGAGGCACCGGUUCCUGCACCGGCAGCUCCGCCGUCUGCGGUGACGGUCAAUCACGCAUCACGGACGAGUGUGACGCCGAAGCCGACGGCUGGUCCAGUCGUCCCACCGAGGCCUACAACGGUGGAGGUCUUGCCGAAUUUGAAGGACACCCCGAUUAAUGAGAAACACGGGGUAUUCAUCAGGAAGGUCCACGUGUGCUGUUUCUUCUUCGAUUUUGUGGAUACGAUGAAGUCUGCGCGGGAGAAGGAGAUCAAGAGGCAGACGCUCGCGGAGCUUAUUGACAUUGUGCAGACGGGGUCGUGUAAAAUGAAUGAGAUAAUGCAAGAUGAGAUGGUAAAGAUGAUAGCUUUGAAUAUAUUCCGGUGCUUGCCACCUGCAGCGCACGAGAUUACUGGCGGACCAGGUGGAGAUCCGGAGGAGGAAGACAUGUAUAUGGACCCGUCCUGGCCUCAUUUGCAACUAGUUUAUGAGUUGCUUCUGAGAUAUGUGGUGUCGUCUGAUACAGAUGCUAGGAUUGCAAAGAGAUACCUCAAUCACUCAUUUGUGUUAAGGUUGCUUGAUCUGUUUGAUUGUGAGGAUAUACGAGAGAGGGAGUAUUUGAAGACUAUUCUUCAUCGGAUGUACGGGAGGUUCAUGGUUCAUCGUCCCUAUAUAAGGAGUGCGAUGAACAAUAUCUUGUACCGUUUUAUAUUUGAGACGGAGAGGUAUGGUGGGGUUAACGAGUUAUUGGAGAUUAUUUCGAGUAUCAUCUAUGGGUUUUCAGUGCCAAUGAAAGAAGAACAUAAGUUGUUUCUUAUACGAGCACUUAUUCCGUUACACAAACCUAAAUGUGUUGCUUCCUACCAUCAGCAGUUGUCCUACUGUAUGACGCUAUUCGUUGAGAAAGAUUACAGGUUGGCUGACAUCGUUAUUCGGGGGUUGCUGAAGUGUUGGCCUAUCUCAAACUGUGGCAAAGAGGUUCUGUUUCUUGGGGAGUUAGAAGAGAUUUUGGAGUUCACCCAAUCUUUAGAGUUCAAGCGUUGUAUGGUUCCUUUGUUUAAACAAAUCGGACGAAGCAUCAGAAGCCCGCAUUUCCAGGUGGCUGAACGAGCUCUUUUUUGGUGGAACAACGAACACAUAGUUGCCUUGAUAGCAGAGAAUCGACAUGUUAUUUUACCAAUCAUUUUCGACCCACUGGAGAAGAAUAUACAAUAUCACUGGAACCAGGCAAUCAAUGGCUUGAGCAGCAAUGUUCGAAGGAUGUUCGUGGAGAUGGACUGUGAGCUAUAUGAACGGUGCCAGAGACAGUACGAGGAGAAGGAGAUAAUGGCAGAGAAGUUGGAAGAGAGACGCAUCACGACUUGGAAAAGACUGGAAGAGGUAGCUGAUGAGGCCGCUUAAGGAGACGACAAAGGCUCUCAUUUAGUGAUCUUUAGGUGGGCUUUUAAAAUAUACUUUCAAGAACAAGAACAUUGAUUGAUGGCUUCUGGAUUUGGCAAGACCAGAUGCUCGGGAGAUGUAGAAUUUCAGCGACUUCCUUUGGCUGGUUGCUUGCUACCACGAGAGCUGGAAGGAAAAGAAAAAGAUCCGAAGAAAGGAGGUACGGUACGACACAUCAUUUUUUUUCAUUUUUAAAACAUUUUUGUUUCUUUAUCCAAAUAAUGGCCAACUAUUUGAACAGAAAAAAUCAAGGAUCAGGCUGUUGUUUAGUCUUUUCAAGAGCUUUGUAGAUAAUCAUUCAUCCACUCUUUGACAAUUUGAUUAUAGAAAUAUACUAAAAGAUUUGGAUCCAUUUAAAUUUUGAA
Salvia hispanica is the source of this 2160-nucleotide messenger RNA. Its product is annotated as serine/threonine protein phosphatase 2A 57 kDa regulatory subunit B' alpha isoform-like. The record is from RefSeq and is a predicted model, not a curated record. Gene Ontology annotation, biological process: signal transduction. Gene Ontology annotation, molecular function: protein phosphatase regulator activity. NCBI's taxonomy places the organism in Eukaryota, Viridiplantae, Streptophyta, Magnoliopsida, Lamiales, Lamiaceae. Gene Ontology annotation, cellular component: protein phosphatase type 2A complex.